Molecule: messenger RNA, 2931 nt
Organism: Fibroporia radiculosa
Lineage: Eukaryota; Fungi; Basidiomycota; Agaricomycetes; Polyporales; Fibroporiaceae
Exons: 8
Coding region: 1-2931 (976 amino acids)
Biological process (GO): proteolysis
Molecular function (GO): metalloexopeptidase activity
Source: RefSeq, a predicted model, not a curated record
AUGGCUUUGCGCAGCCUGGCAAUUCCGUUCAGGUUUGCCUCUGGCCCGGUCACUGCGCUCACUGUUGUCCUCUACGGUUUCAUCUUCUGGCUCGCCCUUUACACCGACGAACUAUUUGAUGUCCCUAAAGACACCCGAGGCCUGGAUUUAGAUCGCGCAUAUGCAGACCUUCACAAGAUAACAUCCCAACCACACCCCUUCUUGUCUCACACCAACGAUGACGUCCGCACUUACCUCCUCUCUCAAGUCGAAUCUAUUGCUGCGGAAUAUGACCAUGUCCACGUUUCUGACGACACGAUUUCCAACGCAUCCUGGGUCGCCGACGGUCCCGCCGUUUACUUCGAGGGUAACAAUAUCCUCGUCAAGAUUGACGGCACUGAUCCCCCCCUCUCCGCGCCGCAUGCCAAGCCCAACGGCAUCAUGUUCUCCGUGCACUUCGACUCAGUUUCCACUGCACCGGGUGCGACCGACGACGGCAUGGGCGUCACCACGCUCCUCGAGCUGAUCAGAUAUUUUGCUACGCCUGAGCGCCGACCACGGAGGACGGCUGUGUUUUUCUUCAACAACGGAGAGGAGGACGGGCUCAACGGCGCAUAUUUGUACUUUAAGCAUCCCUGGUCGAAUCUCACAUCGACGUUUGUGAAUCUCGAGGGCGCUGCGUCUGGAGGCCGGCCCAUCCUGUUUCGCUCGACGUCGUUGGCACCAGUCCGCGCCUUUGCGUCCGGCGCCAUCUCCCACCUUCAGGCCGAUGUUUUAAGCUCGGAUGCGUUCAAGCGAGGCCUCAUUCGCAGCCGUACCGACUUCCAGGUAUAUGCCGCAGGGCUCAAAGGCCAGGUGGAGCCAAUGUCUGGCGUGGACUUCGCAUUCUGGAAGAACCGUGCAUACUACCACACGCCCUACGACUCGAUCCCUGGUAUGGGAUAUGGGGAAGGCCGUAAAGCACUUUGGUCCAUGCUUGAGGCUACACGUGGAGCUGGAAUCGAGCUACUAAACGGUGAUGAUACGAGUAAUGAUAAUGGUCAGCCUGGGGUGUACUUCGAUUUGUUUAAAUACAAACUAGUGCUCUUCUCUCUGCAGUCACUCCUUGUUACAAAUAUUGUCAUGCUCGUAAUCGCGCCGAUCACCACAUUGAUAUUGCUCGCAAUGCUCUUUAUAGUUUCUAAAAAGUCACUGCAAGAGCGAGCCGUCGAAGAGAGCAUUCAAAGUGGAAGCUGGACAAAAGGCAAAAAGAUCCUUCGAGUGAUCUUGGGCUGGGGCCGAUUUUGGAUAGCUCUUAUUGUCGGCAUAGCUGCUCACGUCGGGCUGGUUGUCGCCUUCGUUAAGAUUAAUCCUUAUGUCGUCCACUCGCAUCCUUACCUCGUCCUUGUCACGUUCUUGUCCCUUUCAUUCCUCGCUGUCACUUGUCCUCUCCAGCUGCUGCAAUUUAUCUUGCCCUCCUCUCCCUCCUCUCAGAAGCUCGCAGUUCUCCUGGAGCACUUCUUGCUUGCAUGGAUACUCCUCAUCGUUGCAACCAUCCAGAUACAAAAAUACAAAAUAGGUGGCGUGUAUUGGAUAACUGCGUGGUACAUUUGUACAUGGCUUGCGUCCAGUGUCUCCCUAGUGGAGGGAUCGGUGAGGGGGCUCAAGGCUGCAGAGAAUGCGCGCAAGGCUGGACUGGAUCUGACGGUGGACAGCGACUACGAUGAGAGUAGUGGGGCGGCACGGCGGCUGGUUAGCGGGGUCCGGUAUGAUGCACAGGAGCACCCCGACGGCGAGGAUCGCGGGGACGAACAGGAAGGGGAGAUUGUUGAGACAGAGCCAACGGAGAUUACCCCGCUCAUUCAUCAGCGCCGACGGAACGUCGAAAACGGCGGCGUAGCGGGGGCAGAGGCGAAGUAUAAGGAGUACGGCUGGUGGAUCGCGCAGAUGCUGCUUGCUGUCCCCCUGCCCGCGCUGCUCGUGUUCCAGAUUGAACUAAUUCAACUGCAGAGCUUGAUGAAUACCCUGGUGGAUGGGAGCGACCCGGUGAUAGUGUAUGGGGGUCUUGCGAUUCUAUCUCUAAUCAUUUUCAUUCCGCUGGCGCCGUUUGCGCAUCGAGUGCACCCUUGGCUCACGCUCAUCACGCUCGUAGUCUUCGUGUUAACUCUGGCUGCGUCUUGGGCUGCCCCCCCGUUCACUCAAGAACGUCCGUUCAAGGUGUACUUUCAGCAGCAAGUGGAGGUUGACAUAUCCUCAAACACACUUCCGCACAGUCAUUCGCUCGCCAUGUACCCGGCAGUAGGAGACGUUACCGUGACACAGUCCUCCAAUGUUGUGCACGCAGUGACGGUACUGACUGGCCUAAGUGGGUACAUCGACCGUCGCAUCGUCCCCGAGAUGCCGUCAUCAUGGGGUCGAGAUGUACGCUGUCAUGUCGACAACGUGACGCGCACCGGGCUGUAUGCGUGCGGGUGGGAGAGCGAGCUGUUGCCCUCACCUGGAGGCACCGCGGGGAACGACAUCACACCGUGGCUCGAUGUGCGCACAGCGCGGCUCAAUGCGACCAGUGCGACAAUCUCCGUGCGCGGUGCGAACACGCGCGGAUGCAGGCUCUACUUUGACCGGCCCGUCACGCGCUUCGCCGUGCUUGAUGCGGCGCGCGGGGGCGUGCCUGCGGAAGGCCUGCCGGGGUACGAAUUGCCAGAGGCGGGAACGCGCGAGCUGCGGCUGUGGACCCGGACGUGGGGAGCUGGGUUUGAGGUCGAAUUGGGGUGGGAGGGCGCGGGACCGCUGAGCGGGCGGGCGGCGUGCGAGUGGGCAGAGUACGCGAGUGCGUCAGCGAGCGGGCGGGUGUCAAGCGGGAGCGGGCUCAUUCCUGCGCUGGAGGAGGUGAAGGCCUUCUUGCCGCUGUGGGCGGUGCCAACGAAGGCGACGGAUGGACUUGUGGAGGUGUGGACGCGGUUUGAGAUAUGA